CACGUGCGCAUACGCGUACGCUGUGAGCAGCACUGGGUGGGCAGUGAACAACUAAUAAUCUUGCUGGUCAGGCUACUCCGUUGACUAAAGAAUGUCACCAGCGCUACACUUAUGAUUUUACAUACUCUAAAAGUUACAGCUAGUGAAGAAGUCAAUAUUACAACGGACGUCUGUCGAGUCUGGCGAUGUCUAUUUCUAUAUAGCUCGUGCCAAAAUCUAGCGAGAGACGGUGCAGCUCAGCCCAUCGAUUACCAGGACAGAUUUGCGCAUGCGUGUAGGGAAAAUUGAGCUUCGCUCGAACAGUACAGUGGGCUUGCAGCUUCAACUACGCCCACUUUUCCGUGCCUGCAGCCUGCCAAUAAGAGACGCGAUUUUUGUUUUGAAAAUGAACAUUCUGCAAGGAAUAUGCAGAAAGGUUAGUUUGCCAGUCCUGGCACUAGCUGCUCUUGGAUGGCUGGUAUUUGUCGUGGAUUUGGAGGCUUCAACAACGGAGAUAACUACUACAAUGAAAUCAGGAGGGACCACAGGUACAAGCUAGAAGAUGGAGUAAAAUUGAAUCUGGGCUUCUCAGAGUCUGCAAACGAGACAAUUGAAAAGAACUUUCCUGCCCAGAGAGCUGAUGCUGACUACUUUGCCUUCUGGUGCUACACCAUCUCCUGCCCAGUUGCACUGGUGACUCUGGUCCUACAUCUCUUUCUCCACAACCUCUACAUCUUCGGAGUCAUUGGUCACAUACUGCUGGGUCUCUGUCUUGUCAGUGGUGGAGGUGUGUUCUGGGGAGACGCUCGUCUGCUAUUCAGUGAAGAUGACAAUCUUCAAGAGCAGUAUAGCUUCCCUGAAAACUGGCGCUCUGACACCUACUAUGGACUGUGGCUGGUGGUGGAGUGGGUCGGAGUGUUUGCUUGCAUGCUGGCACUGAUGUUCUACGCAGCACUCUUGCCAUUCUACACCUCCUCUUGCAAGAAAGGCAGACAGAAUGAGGAAGGCAGGGAGAUAAAAGAGAUCUAGGGCCACACCUUUGAACUGUAUUCUUUUGUUACUCUGUUGGCAUUUUCCAAUGCUAAACUGCAACGUAGAUAUUAUACAAAGUAAUUAUGUCACGAACCUUUGUUACUCACUGAAACAUUGUGUAUGUUGUAGCUAGCUAACUUGUCGUAUUUAUUCUGUAUUUUGCUGACACAAUGCAUUAAUAACAAAAAAGAUUGAAGGACA
Geodia barretti is the source of this 1212-nucleotide messenger RNA. NCBI's taxonomy places the organism in Eukaryota, Metazoa, Porifera, Demospongiae, Tetractinellida, Geodiidae. The record is from the annotation of a GenBank genome assembly.